Messenger RNA from Dicrocoelium dendriticum, 270 nucleotides. NCBI's taxonomy places the organism in Eukaryota, Metazoa, Platyhelminthes, Trematoda, Plagiorchiida, Dicrocoeliidae. The record is from the annotation of a GenBank genome assembly.
AUGAAGGCGGGGGGGGGGGGGGGGGGGGGGGGGGGGGGGGGGGGGGGGGGGGGGGGUGGGGGUGGGGGGGAGGGGGGGUGGGGAGGGGGGGGGGGGGGGAGGGGGGGGGGGGGGGGGGGGGGGGGGGUGGGGGGGGGUAGGGGGGGGGGGGUGGGGGGGGUGGGGGGGGGGGGGGGGGGGGGGGGGGGGGGGGGGGGGGGGGGGGGUAGGUGGGGGGGGGGUGGUGGGGGGGGGGGGGGAGGGGGGGGGGGGGGGGGGGGGGGGGCAUAA